AUGGAGAAUGGUGAUGACUUAGGGUGCUCGCGAGAAUUUAUCUUGUCAGAACUAUUGCGUGUCCUGUGCCAGUUCGUCAAUUCGCCAACAAGCUCAUCCUCAGGACCCUUACCAGAUCAGCCGGGACGUCUCGAUCUGGCACUGCUGCAGGAAACGCCGCAGAAUUCACGACAGGAUAAAAGUCUUCACUCAGAAGCCGAGUUUCUCAGUGGUGGGCUUAAGGACAUGCUCAGCGAAAAUGCAUCGCGCGCACGAUCCACUUCGAGACAACCGAGAUCAUAUGUAAAAGCAAGUCAAGCUAUCAGCCGCAUACUGUCUGAAAUCGUGCUCGACAGUCGUGAACAGAGACGUCUGUUGUAUGAAUGGACGUACCCGCCAGGUCAUCUUGCAUACAUGUCUGGCGACGAUGAUGCAGCGUUUGAAUUGUGGCAGAACCCUUACAACGAGGCUAGAAUUGAUGUCCUGAAGCGAGACCUGGUACACCUGGCGGUCUACACGUCUGACGCACAAAUGCUUCAGCGUAUGUUCCGAUACGAUGACAAGGCUGCAGCGAAGGUGACUUCUGACCUCUUCGGGUUGACUCCACUUCGAAUUGCAGCAUGUCGUAACGAUAUCUUGUGCUUCUCGUUGGUGUGGCAGUACGAUAGUGACAGCGCUCUGAGAGAUGAGAUCGGACAAAGUGUGCUCAGGCUUGCUGCCAAGAAUGGUAGCUGUCAAGUCGCAGCUUUGAUUCUGGGCUACAGUCCUCGACGACCCGCCCUUCUACCAGCACUUCGUGCGGCGAUCAACGCUGGGAAUGAGGAAAUCUCGAGCAUCAUUGUAUCCCACUUUAACGACAAAACGUGUCUGGAUAUUACACAGCUACGACUGACGCUUCGGGAGGCUCAAAAAGCUGGAUUCGUUGAAAUUGCGUCCAAGCUCGAACUCAUAAAGCAAAGAUCACCUGCAACGGCAAUAGCACAAACUGUGGUAGACCCUGCGGUCUUCGGCGGUUGGAAUUGUAACUGGUAUUCAGCAAGCACAGACGAAGUAUUUGCUGACUUGACAGACACCUCCUAUUGUGACAUGUUGCAAACAACAAACAUGAACGAGGAACUUCUUUAUCAAUUUCCCACACCGAUUGACCACGGCUGCAGCUACUUACACCCAGAUCUGACGCCAACAUAUACGUAUAGGGAUGCAGUGAACGGACUGUUGAUAAGAUGA
Molecule: messenger RNA, 1206 nt
Organism: Lithohypha guttulata
Lineage: Eukaryota; Fungi; Ascomycota; Eurotiomycetes; Chaetothyriales; Trichomeriaceae
Exons: 1
Coding region: 1-1206 (401 amino acids)
Source: RefSeq, a predicted model, not a curated record